CAAUUGAGAGAUCUUGAAAGAACCAUAGUAAUUUUCAACUCUUUCAUAGCUCAAAGAAAAUAAAAUACCAUACAAAAAUGGCCAAAUUAGGUGCAUUUUCCAUUUUGUUACUGAUAGUAAGUGUAACAACAGUAUUAUUAUACACAUCAAGAUUUGGUGAAGCUGGAGGAGAUUCAUCAUCUUCCUUUGUCAAGAAGACUAUUUCUUCUCAUAAAAUUGUUAUCUUCUCCAAAUCUUAUUGCCCGUACUGUAAGAAAGCAAAGGCUGUUUUUAAAGAGUUGAAGCAAAAACCUUAUGUCGUUGAGCUUGACGAGAGAGAUGAUGGAUGGAACAUCCAGGAUGCUAUCAGUGAGAUCGUUGGCAGGCGCACCGUGCCACAAGUUUUCAUCAAUGGAAAACAUAUCGGAGGAUCAGAUGAUACCAUCGAGGCGUAUGAAAACGGGGAGCUAGCUAAACUUCUUGGUGUUAAUGCUAAGAAUGAUGAUCUUUAAGCUGAAUUUGUUACAUGUUUUCAAGUUCAAUCACUUUGUAAUAUGAAUCAGAACAGUUCUUUGCAGCCUCUUUCUAAUAACUUCAAGUAUUUGCAGACAGUGAUUCUGGUAUUUCCAUCGUAUUUGAAACGUUGAA
Capsicum annuum is the source of this 627-nucleotide messenger RNA. Its product is annotated as glutaredoxin-C4. The transcript is spliced from 4 exons. Gene Ontology annotation, biological process: cellular response to oxidative stress. Lineage: Eukaryota; Viridiplantae; Streptophyta; Magnoliopsida; Solanales; Solanaceae. Gene Ontology annotation, molecular function: glutathione disulfide oxidoreductase activity. Gene Ontology annotation, cellular component: cytoplasm. The record is from RefSeq and is a predicted model, not a curated record. The coding region runs from base 78 to 491 and encodes 137 amino acids.